Messenger RNA from Dipodomys ordii (Ord's kangaroo rat), 1507 nucleotides. It is a transcript of the gene Pggt1b, whose product is annotated as protein geranylgeranyltransferase type I, beta subunit. Gene Ontology annotation, biological process: protein geranylgeranylation. Bases 195 to 959 code for a protein of 254 amino acids. The record is from RefSeq and is a predicted model, not a curated record. Gene Ontology annotation, molecular function: CAAX-protein geranylgeranyltransferase activity. NCBI's taxonomy places the organism in Eukaryota, Metazoa, Chordata, Mammalia, Rodentia, Heteromyidae. Gene Ontology annotation, cellular component: CAAX-protein geranylgeranyltransferase complex. The transcript has 8 exons.
GUUGGACUCCUUAGACGUGGUGAACAGAGGUGACAUAAUAGAGUGGAUCUACUCGCUGCAGGUGCUCCCCACCGAAGACCGUGAGAUCAAACCUAAAUCGCUGUGGUUUCCGAGGCUCUUCCCACCUGGGCAUCCCCUUCAAUCCGUCCAAGAAUCCUGGAACAGCUCAUCCUUACGAUAGUGGCCAUAUAGCAAUGACCUACACCGGCCUUUCAUGUUUAGUUAUUCUUGGAGAUGACUUAAGCCGCGUAAACAAAGAAGCUUGCUUAGCUGGCCUGAGAGCCCUGCAGCUGGAGGAUGGGAGCUUCUGUGCGGUUCCGGAAGGCAGUGAAAAUGACAUGCGGUUUGUGUACUGUGCGUCCUGCAUUUGCUACAUGCUCAACAACUGGUCGGGCAUGGAUGUGAAGAGGGCCAUCAGCUACAUCCGCAGAAGCAUGUCCUACGACAAUGGGUUGGCCCAGGGAGCCGGACUUGAAUCUCACGGAGGAUCAACUUUCUGUGGCAUUGCCUCCCUGUGUCUGAUGGGCAAGUUGGAAGAGGUGUUUUCAGAAAAGGAGCUGAACAGGAUAAAGAGGUGGUGCAUAAUGCGGCAGCAGAACGGCUACCAUGGGCGGCCCAACAAGCCUGUGGACACCUGCUACUCCUUCUGGGUGGGAGCGACUCUCAAGCUCCUGAAGAUUUUCCAGUACACUAACUUUGAGAAAAACAGAAAUUAUAUCUUAUCAACUCAGGACCGCCUCGUAGGGGGAUUUGCCAAGUGGCCGGACAGCCAUCCAGAUGCUUUGCAUGCGUACUUUGGGAUCUGCGGGCUGUCUCUCAUGGAGGAGAGCGGCAUCUGCAAAGUCCAUCCUGCCCUGAAUGUGAGCACACGGACGUCAGAGCGCCUUCGAGAUCUCCAUCGCGCGUGGAAGAGCCAGGGCUGCGUACAGAGCUCGGAGCACGUGCAGGUAGAGACGUGACGGCGGCAGGCCGGCGCGGAGCACAGCUGCAGCACCAGGCUAGAGGCCACGUGCGACCAAGUGUGCUCCUCCACAGAGAGAGCGACACCACCGCGCGGUGCAACCUUCCCACCAGGCUUCGGGAAAGCCUCGGGUGAAGUUUGAACCACAGCAGUGGAUGUUGUUUGGUUCUUAAAUGUUACACUGUAUUUUUAAGAAAUUCUUUGAGGCAAAUCAACUGUGUGGAGGUAGGUUAUCUUUUUAAAACGCUUUGGUACAAAUUAUAUCUUAAAAUAUGGACACAGAUCUUCAAACCAGUUUACACUUCUCUCAGCGUUGAUAACCCUCAAGUGGCAAUGACUGUUUAACGGUCCUGACUGGUGCCGGUUGGGGAAAGACGGCUUUACUGAAUCAUGUGUCAGGAUCACUCUUCAAAAAGAGAUGAUCCCAUCAUUUGUUUUUUUUUUAAGAAUGACUUGUUUUAUUCUUCAGUGUGCCAAUUAAAACUUUUGUGGCCUAUAAAAAUGAAAUUAAUUGUUUGUAACAAGAAUAAAUAGGUGCAACUAAUA